Molecule: messenger RNA, 882 nt
Organism: Ambispora leptoticha
Lineage: Eukaryota; Fungi; Glomeromycota; Glomeromycetes; Archaeosporales; Ambisporaceae
Source: the annotation of a GenBank genome assembly
AUGGAAUCAGAAACUCCAAUUCUUCAACCAACAAAGGUUUUAUCUUCUCGCUCAGUUGCUUUAUACACAUUAAUAGUGGGUGGAGUAAUAAUAGGAAGUCGUUACCACCCAAAGUUGCAAUUCAUAGUACGCGCGUUUCUUAGUCUAGUUUGUCUUCUAUUUUUUUCGGCUUAUGGAAGUAUUCUCGCGGUCAUAUUUACAAUUCUAGGUCGUCGAGAUGAAAUAAAUUGGGCCACGGCGCGUUCUUACGUAGCAGUAGCUGCCCCAUUGGUUGGAAUCACAUUCAAAGUAGAAAAUGAACAUUACAUGGACAAUCGUCCCGUCAUUUUUGUCUGUAACCAUCAAGCGGCUAUAGACAUGAUGAUACUGGGAAGAAUCUUCCCAAAGUCUUGUGUAGUUGUUGGAAAAAGCGAAUUGAAAUACGUACCAUUAUUGGGUUCUUUCAUGCAUUUAAGUGGCGCGAUCUUUCUCGAUCGAGCGAAUCAUGGGAACGCCGUGAAAACAUUCUCGGAGGCAGUAAAAGAUAUCAAGAAACGAAAUGUCAGCGUUUGGAUUUUUCCUGAGGGUACGCGUGGACAUUUGCAAGAAGCGAAUCUUUUGCCAUUUAAAAAAGGGGCUUUUCAUUUAGCCGUGCAAGCGCAAAUUCCUAUUGUUCCGGUUGUGGUCUCUAAUUACAGUGACAUAUAUGAUUCAAAACGGAAAAUAUUUAGAGGCGGAGAAUUAAAAAUUAAAGUUUUGCCCCCAAUUCCGACAGCUGGCCUCGAUCAAGAGAACCGAGAACAUAUUGACGAGCUCACAACUAGAACACGACAAAUUAUGUUGGAUACCUUGAAAAGUAUUACAUCCUCACCACUUGAAAAUGGUCAUACGAAAGAAAAAUAA